CGGACAGCCAAAUGGAGGGGAAGAUGUCGGGGAAGAGUUUUCGCGUGAGCGACGGCGACUGGAUUUGCCCAGAUAAAAAGUGUGGGAAUGUGAACUUUGCUAGGAGAACAAACUGCAACAGAUGUGGCAGAGAAAAAACAACGGAAGCGAAGAUGAUGAAAGCAGGAGGAACUGAGAUAGGGAAGACCCUGGCGGAGAAAAGCCGGGGCCUUUUCAGUGCCAAUGACUGGCAGUGUAAAACUUGUGGAAAUGUGAACUGGGCCCGGAGGUCAGAGUGUAAUAUGUGCAACACCCCUAAGUACGCAAAGCUAGAAGAGAGGACAGGCUAUGGUGGUGGUUUCAAUGAAAGGGAGAAUGUGGAGUACAUUGAACGUGAAGAAUCUGAUGGUGAAUAUGAUGAGUUUGGCCGUAAGAAGAAAAAGUAUCGUGGGAAAACCGGCAGCCAGCCCGUUUUGAAGGAAAGCACUAAAGAUGAACCAGAGAAUGAUGAUGAUGAUGAUGACGACGAAGAGGAAGAGGGAGACCUUUCGAAAUACAAAUUAGAUGAUGAUGAUGAAGAAGAAGAAGAUGAUGCAGACUUAUCGAAGUAUGACCUGGAUGCCAGCGAUGAGGAUGCCAAACCUGCUGCGAAGAAAAGCAGUGGGUCGGGCUCAUCACGUUCCUCUUCCCGCUCCUCCAGCUCCAGCUCACGGUCCAGGUCCAGGUCCCGGUCCAGAAGCUCAUCCAGUUCCAGGUCGAGAACCCGUUCCAGCUCCCAAGACCGAGCUGGCUCGCGUCGGUCCAACUCCAGCUCAAGAUCUCGGAAGGGCUCGUCCUCCCCGAGAAAACGGUCUCGCUCCAGCUCCCCUUCGUCUUCGCCUGAACGAGGCCAGAAAAGGAGUCGCUCAAGGUCCUCGUCUGGCGAAAGGAAAAAAAGGCGUUCUAGAUCUCGAUCGUCUGAAAGGCAUGGAGGCUUUUCAUCUGGAUCCUCCCAUUCAGGAUCCCAAUCAUCAAGUUCAAAAAAGAAAUAAAUUUAAACUUUCCCUCCCUUAAAGAAAGUUUAACUCAGAUCUGCGUAGAUCUAAAUCACAGUGCAUGUUGUUUCCAAUUCAGAUAAGUUGUUGAUGCUGUUCAAAUCUGCCUAUCAAUGGCGGUAUUUGCUGAGGUGUUUUUGGGGGGCAGGGAGGGGGGGGGGAGGCGUUAAUCAUCAUUUUGGAAAAUAUGCUUAAUCUCCUGCUAUCUGUACGCUGUCCAGUUUUAAAACAAACUCCAACAGUUUAAGGAUCAUAUAGGAGGCACCAUAGUCUCGCUAGAUGAAAGUAGAUAGAAAUGCUUAAGGCCGGCUAUGAAUCUCUUGCAGUCCAAAUUAUAUAAGACUAAUGAUAUUUGGCUAAAUCGUACAGGAGUAAAUGUUAACUUAAUCUAAAAAAGAGGUUUGGCAAUCCCUAAACUAAGUCUGCUUUUACUGAUUUUUUUUUUUCCCCCUCUUUUUUUUCGUGGUAGGGUUGGAGUUGGGGGGGUGUCAGGGGGGGGGGGGGGAUGUACUGAUGAGACUUUCCCAGACCUGAUUAGCAUUAAUAUGGCAAUAUAACAUUUUACUUAACUGGGUGACUACCCAUGUUAUUGCUAAUGCAGGUUUGUAUGAGAAGGGAUCUGGUAUUUUUCAUGGGGCCUGACGGUCUUUGGUUGCUUUAUUUUUGAACCAAGGUAAGUAUGUUUUUUAACUACUUAUUACCCCUUUCACACCUGACAGUAACUCCUGCAGAAAGUUCAGUGACCAUUAAGCCAUGCAGUUUAGUGCAAAGACACUAACUUGUCCUUUUCCCGCAUCAUGUGGGCUUGUGUGUUAUUUUCUGUUCCUUAAUUUUGCAGCUUAACAGCACUCUGAACAUUUUUUGUCAUUGCCGUGUUAAAAAGCCCUGUCUCUGAGUAAGUCAUAGAAUAGAAAUAUUUUUACUGUGAAGACAAGAAUCCCUGCUCAUUCCUCUGCCCUUUUGUACAACUCCAUAAUUAGUCUAUGCUGAAUAAGGUAGUUUAAUGAUCCUUUUUUCUAUGAUACCCGUAAUAGAAUGUGGUUGAAAUGGUCUUUCGAUUCCUUUAAACUGCAAUGUAAACAACAUGUAAAUAAAAACCUGUCAACAAAUUCA
Paramormyrops kingsleyae is the source of this 2126-nucleotide messenger RNA. It is a transcript of the gene zranb2, whose product is annotated as zinc finger, RAN-binding domain containing 2. NCBI's taxonomy places the organism in Eukaryota, Metazoa, Chordata, Actinopteri, Osteoglossiformes, Mormyridae. The record is from RefSeq and is a predicted model, not a curated record. Gene Ontology annotation, biological process: RNA processing. Gene Ontology annotation, molecular function: lipopolysaccharide binding; RNA binding.